AGGCACUAAACAGGCUAGACUUUUGAUUGUUGCUUCCACUGACCUGAACACACUUUUCUGGAGAAAGUCGGCUACCAUCAGUCAUUGGUGCUCGCCCCUCGCUGUUUGAAAACUUCCUCAGAUUACUUGUGCUUUACAGAAAUUAUCUGCUCAGCAGCCAUGCAUCAUUUAUAACAAUCUCUGGCAAAACCUCAGAAAAAGAUACGCUCUUGUCUCAUCGGGCAGAGCGCAGUGAAAACACUCCCCAGGCUGCGGUGACUGCGACAGUGGGACAGCCUCGUGGAACUUGCUUCUCCGAGAGAGUAUGACCCAGUUAGAAAGGAAGCAAGAGUCACAAGCCAAACACAGUCACCGGUGAAACCAGAGAGGGGCUCCUGCAGGAUCUAGGGAAGCAGCUGGAUUCGGGCUUCUCCGCAGGACAGCAGAUCUCUCCCGGCUGUCCAGCUGUCCAUCGUGGGGAGAGGAAAUGGCCCAUGAAGUGGACCUGGAGUCCUUUAAGGAGAUGGAACAGGAGGUCAUUCUCGGGGUCCUAUACCGAGAUCAGGCUGUUCAAAGCAUGGAGAAGGAAAGGGUCCGGAAACUGAAAACACACCUGCAGCAUCUUCGGUGGAAAGGGGCAAAGAGCUCGAGUCAGGAGUACAAGGAAAAGUGCUGUGCACGCUGCCAGCGGGUUCUAGGUGUGCUGCUGAACCGCGGGGCCGUGUGCCAGGGCUGCAGCCACCGUGUGUGCUCUGAGUGCCGUGUAUUCCUGCGGAGGACACACACAUGGAAGUGCACAGUGUGCUUUGAGGACAGAGUUGUGAAAAUCAAAACUGGAGAAUGGUUCUUCGAGGAGCGCGCCAGGAAAUUCCCAACUGAAGGCAAACAUGAGACUGCUGGGGCAAAGCUCCUGCAAUCUUAUCAGAGGCUGAGCAAAAUCUCUGUGGUCCCUCCUACGCCACCACCACUCAGUGAGAGCCAGUGCAGCGGCAGCCCUGGCAGGUUACAGGAACUUGGUCACUUUAGAGGAUUUAAUAAGUCCGUGGAAAACUUGUUUCUGUCUGUCACCACCCAGAUGAGAAAGCUCUCCAAGUCCCAGAAUGAUGUGACUUCUGAGAAGCACCUUCUGGCGAUGGAUCCCAGGCAGUGUGUGGUCCCCACAGAGAGGCGGAGCCAGUCAGACACAGCCGUCAAUGUCACCUCCAGGAAAGUCAGCUCACCAGAUAUUCUGAAAGCCUUCCAUCAAGAAGAUCCCAAACACCCUCCCAGCCCUGUUUUGAAGCAAGACCCUCUCCCAGCCAGUCCGACACACAGCUCUGUCUUCUCUGGAGGCCUAAGACACGGAAGCUUAACUAGCAUCAACAGCACCUGCACGGAAAUGGGUAAUUUUGACAAUGCCAAUGUCACUGGAGAAAUAGAAUUUGCCAUUCAUUAUUGCUUUAAAAGCCGUUCUUUAGAAAUACACAUCAAGACUUGUAAGAACCUCGCCUACGGAGAGGAAAAGAAGAGAAAGUGCAAUCCGUAUGUCAAGACCUACCUUCUGCCUGAUAGGUCCUCCCAGGGAAAACGCAAGACACAAGUCCAAAAGAACACUCUGGACCCGACUUUCGAGGAAACCUUGAAGUAUCAGGUGGAGCUUGCCCAGCUGAUGACCCGGAGGCUGCAGGUCUCUGUGUGGCACCUAGGCACCCUUGCCCGGAGGGUGUUCCUCGGAGAAGUGAUCCUUCCUCUGGCCGCAUGGGACUUUGAGGACAGUUCGACACAGAAUGCCAAGUGGUACCCACUUCGGGCCAAGGCUGAGAAAUAUGAAGACAAUAUUCCUCAGAAUAAUGGAGAGCUUGCUGUACGAGCCAAACUGGUCCUCCCUGCAGGGCCAAGAAAGUUCCAGGAGGCCCAAGAAGGGACAGGAGGUCAGUUAUCAAUUAACGGUCAACUUUGUUUGGUCGUGCUGGGAGCCAAGAAUUUACCUGUGCGUUCAGACGGCACCUUAAACUCAUUUGUUAAGGGCUGUCUCACUCUGCCAGACCAGCAAAAACUGCGUGUGAAGUCACCAGUACUGAAGAAGCAGGCUUGCCCCCAAUGGAAACACUCCUUCGUGUUCAAUGGUGUAAGCAGUUCUCAGCUGAGGCAGUCCAGCUUGGAGCUGACCGUAUGGGAUCAGGCCAUCUUUGGUAUGAACGACCGCCUGCUUGGGGGAGCCAGGCUUGGCUCAAAGGGAGGCACUGCAGGUUGUACGGACUCAUGUUCACAGUCCAAGCUUCAGUGGCAGAAAGUCUUGUCCAGUCCCAACCUAUGGACAGACAUGACCCUUGUCCUGCACUGAGGUGAAGCUUGAGGCGACCGCCUACCUGCAGAGGUAACAGGAUAUGUGAGAUCCUCACAGGCGCAGAGCCACCAGUUCACAAGUAACCAACUACCGAACAAUUACCGCUACCUAGGUAGUCGGGGGAGGUCACUGUCUGGAGUGGAAUGGCUUGAUUCCAAUAAAUGCUCAACAGCGGCCCACGGC
Messenger RNA from Cricetulus griseus (Chinese hamster), 2488 nucleotides. The record is from RefSeq and is a predicted model, not a curated record. NCBI's taxonomy places the organism in Eukaryota, Metazoa, Chordata, Mammalia, Rodentia, Cricetidae.